Messenger RNA from Spirodela intermedia, 6632 nucleotides. NCBI's taxonomy places the organism in Eukaryota, Viridiplantae, Streptophyta, Magnoliopsida, Alismatales, Araceae. The record is from the annotation of a GenBank genome assembly.
AUGAAGCUCUCCGUGCGAGCGAUCAACAUCAACUCCUGCGCCAAGAAGGUGCAGGUCGACAACCGCCUCCCGCUCCGUUAUUACUAUCGUAUCGCUGAUAGUCUCAUCAAACAGGUACGCUUGCCCCUCUGCGAUCCAUUCUUCGCUUUCUUUUUUGAGGUGACACGUGGUUCUGAACUGUGAUCUGGAUUGUCGGAAUAAGGAUUAUUUGAUAUAUGGAUAGAGAAGGUCGAUGCUCGUAGGGAGGAGCAUGAUAAUUCUCGAAUGGUGAUAAUGAAAUGCUUAAAACAACGUUCGUCGAUGCUAAACUUUCUAACGCGUGAGAGGGUUUCCCAAGGGCAAUAUAGUGGCGUUUCGGCGAUCACGUAGAAAUGAGAAACUUUUCACACGCCAUCUUUAUCCUAAAGGACGCCGUGAGGUUGAAGAUUUGGAAGUCAUUUUUAUCAGUGUGCAAUAAUGCGAUCAGUGGACACGGCUUAUGUAUCGGCUUUGAUGCGAUCAGUGAGGAACAAUGAUGAUGCCAGGUUUAUAUAGUUCCACUUUUUCUUGUCCCUAACAGCCUGAAGAACCAUGGGAUAUUGUCCUUGAAUUCCAAAUUAACUCGUGAGAUAAGCGUGAUAUUUUUUGAGCUUGAAAUCGCAACCGUUAGGAUUCCUCUGAAACCGGUAUAAGACAUUCCAAGGCCCUUUUCUCAGAUGAUAUGAACUAACUGGAGGGAUUUCAUUGUCUCGGCUUAUGAUAACCAUUUAUGUUAUCCAGACUACGAAACUUCUGUGUUUUUCGUUGAGGAUGUAGUACCUCUUCAAUGUUCGCGUGUUGACACCUUCAGAUGUGUGUUUAGCAUCAAUUAUUCCAGAUCAAGUUUUGUCAGAUCACAGUUCACGUGUUGAAAUUAAAGGGGAAAGUUCUCGCUCAUGUUUUCUUGUGGUUAUUUGAAUUCCAUAUUAAAACUACCCGAAACUUUUCUUUAGCAUAGUUCAUUCAUUUAAACGGCAUCUGCAAAUUUUCAUUUCACACCCAUUUUUUAUUUAUUCCAGAUUGAAUUUACAGAUAUUCCAAAUUAUUUAACUUAUUUUCAGGGAUUAUGUAUCGUUUUUCCUUGACUAAUGACCUUAGUGCUUUUUUAUUUUGAUUUAUGUGAAGCACCAUUUUUUUAGGAUCUUGACUCGUUGCCUGGUUUCAGGCCAGCAUCUAUCGGGAAGAAAAGAAUCUUAUUGAUCUAUAUAUCAUCCUUCUUAGGUUUUCCAGGUAAUGGUAAAAUUUCAAUCACAGCUGCUCUAAUUUAUAUAUGAAAAUUUCAGUCUACUGCCUAAUGUAUAUUUUUGUCUUUGGAAGUGGAUUAAUCAGAUUUCUUUCUGUGUCCCGUUUUUCUUGUUUUUGGGGCCGUGAAUGCUUGUCCUAUUUCUUUACUAUUCACUUCCUAUUGCAGCCUGAUGUGUGAGACCAUACCCUUGCAUCGAGAUUACCAUCUCUUGCUUCCAAAGGAGAAGUUAGCUUUCAAGAAGGUUGGCAACAUCAUUCAGAUUAUGUAGGUUAGAUUCAUUGCAUUAUAAGGCUAAAGCUAGUCCAUACUGAUAGUUUCCACGUUGUUCUAGAAAUUGUUAGAUGUUAUAAAUGAACUGGAGGCACUGAAGCCUGUUGUUCAACGCGAAGUUGAUGAACUAAACAAAGGGCAUAUGGUUGAUCUUGGGGGAAAGAACCUUUACAAAUCUACAUCCUUCGCAGAUUGGCCAUCAACAAAGCAGCAGUUAUCAUCUAUUCCCCAUGGUGAACAGGUACAUUCUCCCCGCGACUGUUUUCGCUAUUGUAGUCUGUACGAUUCAUAGCUCUUGGUUUUCUUCCUAAAAUAGAAUUGUUCGUGUUUACGUGAAGAAGAGAAAAUUGUAGAAAGCAUUAUACACAUUGUCCUUUCUUUUCCACUGGAAUUAUUCCCAUACAUCUGGUCAAUUAAAAAUUUGUCUACAAGUUGUUCUUAUUUGUUUUCACAUGAUCACAGUCAGUGAUGAAAACUUCAUCUCAGGCCUUGUUGAAAUAUAACAAUGGAAUCAAUCAAGCGAAGUCAUCAGACCAGUUGCACGUGGGGAAGCAGUUCCCUAAGAUGUAUGUACAUUUCUUCGGAGCUUCACACCAUGGUCAUUAUUAAUUUCCUUCUAUACUUGUUAUGUUUCGUCAUCAUGACUGAAUGGAAGUCAAUAAUGGACUUUGAUAGAAAAUGCCCAAGUCCACUAUCGCAAGUCCUUGUUUCUUACUUUGCCGAUGAUUUAUGGCUUAAGAAUGCCAAAGGAGGCUUCUUAGUUAGAGAUCCAGGAUAGUUUGUCUCUAAGCAGCAUUUUCUGAUUUUUUAGGCAAAACCUGGAAUACAUAAUGCCCGUUGGAAAUCUAUGGGGGUAAAUCAAUGGAAUGAUUUACUUUUGAAGCCACCGAAAUAACGCGUGGACAACUGCUCGCUGGUUAGGCUGAUGAAAUACUUGACACUAAGGGAUUGACCAUUAGCAACCACUGACAGAAUGUGUAUUUUUAUGUACACAGCAAUACAUGGUUUUCACUGGAAGUGUUGAUUGGAAUAUAAUAUUACUUUGGAUGAUUGGUUAAACUUGUAAACCUACGGUUAACUAUUUGGUAGCAGAUGAGCUCGAUUAUUCUUGAUAAAACUUGGAAUGCCGAUGUGUUUGUUCUACCCGUUCUUGUUGAGGAGAACAUUUUUCCUGGAAACUGAGUUUCCUUAAUUAUUUUUCCUGGUUUAUAUUUGAAUUCAAGGUAACAUACACACUGUAAUAUUAUGUAGGUCCUUUAGUCUACCAAAUCCAAAGGAGGAAACACUAUCCAGACACUCAAUUUUAGGUCCGAAUGGGCUACGUGGACAACGGGGUGGAGCAAUUACUGGUAUAAGGGUAUUAAUCCUUUCAUUUAUUUUACAUACAGUUUUCUGAAGUUAACAUGAUUAAAGAGUAAUGUCUGCUUGUCAUAGAAUUUCAUCCCUCUUCCUUGUCCAGGUCCAAUAUCCCAGCAAUGUUGACAUAGCACAAGCUGAGACAUUCAGGUAGCCUGGUUCCUUUGAAUAAUACUUUUGUUCUGUAUUCUUCUGGUCUCGUCAUAAUCAACUGUUUAUUGGAACCUACGCUAUAUGCACUGUUUUUUCGACGUUCUGUGCAUUCAUAAUCAAAAUUGUACUGUCUAGAAGCAUCAGCGUAAUUUAAUGUCGUUUCGCAUUUGCAGUCUGCCACAGACAGGAGAUGCUCAUGCGUCAGAAAAAGAUGGGCUGAGGGGAAUUACCCCUGACAUGGACUCUGUUCUUUCCUUGUUUGAUGGUGGAUUGUCACUUCCUGCUCCAGAAGAAGACUUUGUUCAGCUGAUCAAGCAACCCUCUCCUCCUCCACUUCUAGCCCGAGUGCAAGAAUUGCCCAUUUUACAUCCUUCAAAAGUAGCAGAUCCAAGGCCAGGACCAGCCCAAACUUUGCAGGGGAGUUCAGAUUCUAAUACUUAUCAGAAUGUGCACCUUGUAAGCUGCUAGAGCUUUCUCUUUAAUUCACCAAUUUUUAUGGUGCAUUGGAAUCUUGCGUUGUUCUCCAAUUAGCAAUUCGUCUAAAAUCUUUAAUUAUCUAAUAUAAACUUUCACCAAGGCCAGUAGCUGACUGUGGUGUGAAUAUAUUUCGUAGCCUGUACAGAUGAUGGAGACGUUCUUGAAGAUUGCAGAGAAAAACACGAAAAGGAAUUUGGAAACUUGUGGUGUUCUUGCAGGUUCACUGGUAUGUACCAAUAAAUAUUUACCUAUCGGGUACUUCCAAUGCUCACCUUGGAUCUCCAAUAAUUGCAGAGAAACAGCAAGUUCUAUGUGACGACAUUGAUAAUUCCUAAGCAGGAGUCAACUUCUGACUCGGUAAGAUGAUCUUUUUGUCUUUCAGUUCUCAUUCUGAACAUGUUUUAUGCACAUAUCUUACGGAAGAAAACAGGCACACGUGGGUAGGGAUUGUACACAGUCUGUUAGUAGGCAAUGGGGUCAAAUACUAUUUACAAAAAUAUUGAUCUGAGAUGUAUCCAAGUGGUUAGAUAAACACUGAAUUCAACUGUUAGUAAUUACAAAGUUGUUCCAGGAGAAAUAUGAAAUGUUGGAUGCAUGAUUAUUUAUUUCUCAUUAUUCUUAUUCCUAGAUUAUGACCGCUGAUUUUUUAAACGGAACCUGUGUCGCUAUUCAGAACGAUCGUAGAUGAUUAGGUUUACUGAAAAUAAGUUUCAUCAUUUAACCAGUUGAUACUUGGUAGUUUAGUACCACUCCAAAACUGGAAUAACUUUUUCUUUGUCCCCUAGAGUUACUGCUAAAGAUUCCUGUUGCGAACAUAAACUCGAUUAAUGUAGGCCGUUUGUGAGAGCUAUAAUGCCUGUUAAGAUUAACGAACCCGGUGUGUCCUGGUAGUCCUAGUAGUAGCCUGUGUUAUUCCUCCAAUUUUUUCCAAUUUCUCCCUAAUGAAUUUUAUUCGUAGAUAAAUGUUGGCAUUAAACUCCACUUUGAUUAUGGAAAUGACGGGAUUAGGAAAAGCUAAAUGUGCUUCCUGUUGUGUAGCUGACCGCUGACCUCAGAAACAUUAAUUAAGAGAAGAAAGAUGUGAAGUGCUUGUUGCUAAGUUGUGCAUGAAUAUUUCAAAGUUGCCAUCAAUGUCUGAUUCGCCAUUUAUAUGAAACUUCAAUUUCAGUGUCAGACAACUAAUGAGGAAGAAAUAUUUGAUGCCCAGGACAAACGCUCUCUUUUCCCACUCGGAUGGAUUCACGUAAGAAAUGGAAUGAUUUCCCUUUGUUUCUAUCCAUUACUUUCCUAGCAUUUUUGUUGUUAUCAUUUAGCACAGUUAUCGUGCAUAAUUUGACUCAUAAUCUUGGGCGUGAAAUAUUUACUCCUAAGAGUAUUGACAACAUGUGAAUCGGGCAUCUGGUUUAAGAAGUGAGAGUUGUUAUCACAGGGAGAAAAAUGUAUUUUCUAUUUCCCUCAUCAUCAGGCAUGUAAACAAUACUGGCAAUCUAGAAACAACGAUCCUAUUUAUUGGGUGUUUAGGAAGCUUGGCAGUAUGGAUUUGUCAUUUCUGCAGCCAUUUAUGCAGUCAUGUAGACCACAUAAUCGUUCUGUUUUCACCAUACUCGACUUCCAUUCCCUUCCAGUGAAUGUUCCCUUUAUUCGGCUCCCUUUAUUUCCGUUCAUGAAGGCAGCUUAAGAGCACAUUUUACAUAGGAGAACCUCUUUGUUCGAAUUCCUCCUGGAAACUAGUGAGAAGAUGGUUCUUUUCUUCAGAGCUUGCUUAUCUUUUCUACCAACUUGGGCGUUAGUGCCUUUUCUUCAAUACUCUCCCUAAAGCAAGCCAUCCUGGUUCAAGUGACGAGUCAGUUCUUUGCUCAACGGCCUGACGUGGAAUGAUUCACUUGGAGCACUUUAGUUUGUGCUCCUGAAUGAUUUUUUUUAAUUUUUUUUCUUCUUCUGACCGGCCUGUUAUAUUUUCGCUCUGGCAUGUGCAUGAAUGCAAGCUAUGGCUAUUUCCCGGCGCAUUAAGUGGCGUGAUGUGGGGAAUACCAUUUACCACAUUGUCUGUUUAGGAUAAUGCCGCUCUCUUCAUCCUAGAUAAUACAGCUUUAAUAGAGCUUUUCUCAAUUCUGACUCUGUCAUCUUCCCCUGCAGACACAUCCAACGCAGACCUGCUUUAUGUCAUCGGUUGACCUUCACACUCAUUACUCGUAUCAGGUGGUGGACUCCCCCCGGUUGUUAUUUCGAAUAAAGUGUUGACUUUUGAUUACUAAAAUGAUUCGUACUUCAAAUUCGACUCCCUCACUUAUUCGAACGAGAAUUUUGACUUUUGCAGCCUGCUUUUUACAAGUUCUGUAUAUCUAUCUGGACUCGAUUUUGUUUUCUCCUAGCAUAUGGUCAACUACCCUACCCUUUUUCGUUUGUCGUCCACAAUUAUUUUCAUAAACCAUAGAAUGCUUUCAAAUCAUGGGCCACGAUUUUCUGGCCUCUUCAUGACCUCCCCAUAGUUUCCUCCAAUAAACGAAGAUAUCCAAUUCUGUUUACCAAACUCGGUGGAGAAUCCGGAAGUCGAAUUUACUCUCUAUAAUCAAGUUCCCACGAGUUCAUAUCCCCACUGUUUCGUUCCUUUUUCCGGGGAAAAGCAAGCCAAGCCUUCAGUAAAACGCUUUUCUGUCGCUAGCUUUUCAACCCAGAUCUUUUAUUAUUCACAUGCUUCACGACGUUGAUAAAAAAAAUACAGAUCCCAACUUGAUGCUUUCUUUUUUUCUUGUCAUAACACUCCCCGUUUAAUUUAUUUUUUAAAAUGUAUGUUCAUAAUGCAUUUGUUUGACAGGUCAUGUUACCAGAAGCCAUCGCGAUUGUCAUGGCACCCACAGAUACAUCAAGGUUAGCGUCGCUUCUCAUUUCUGGUGCAUCAAAUGAAGAGAACCUUACGAAUUUCGAAUAAAAAUGCAGAACCCAUGGCAUCUUCCACCUAUCAGAUCCCGGGGGUGUCUCUGUAAUACGCAAUUGCCAACAGCGCGGAUUCCAUCCCCACGAGGAACCUGCAGACGGCAACCCCAUCUAUGAGCACUGCUCACAUGUGUACAUGAACCUUCACCUGGAGUUUGAGGUCCUGGAUCUCCGCUGA